Molecule: messenger RNA, 699 nt
Organism: Thalassophryne amazonica
Lineage: Eukaryota; Metazoa; Chordata; Actinopteri; Batrachoidiformes; Batrachoididae
Product: ubiquitin carboxyl-terminal hydrolase 37-like
Exons: 6
Coding region: 1-654 (217 amino acids)
Biological process (GO): protein deubiquitination
Molecular function (GO): cysteine-type deubiquitinase activity
Source: RefSeq, a predicted model, not a curated record
AUGGGCUUUCGCGACGCUUGCAUUGUGUUUUGUUGUGAGCUUUCACAAUCUUUAAAGCACAUUGAGGACUCCAUCAAAAAUAUUUGUGCAAAGCUUCACAAUAAACUACAGGAACGACUCUUCAAAGGGAAACACGAUAGUGAAGAAAAGCAACACAGGGAAAAAGACCAGACUCAACAAUGCCUCGGUGGGAGGCCACCGCAAGUUACCACAAUAAAUGAUUUUUUCUCCUGUGGGUUGCCAAAUUUAGGACAGAGUUGCUACAUGAAUUCUGCACUGCAAGGCCUCCUGACGCUGAAAGCGUUUCUUGACGAUAUUAAAAGACAGAAGAUGAUUUGGCAUUCACUUCCUGAUGCUGAUAUCAUCAGAAACUUUGUGAAAGUUGCAGAAGUCAGCAACUUCGAAGACCAGGGCACAAAGUUUGAUGCGCUUCGAAAGCUGAAGAAGGCCGUGUCUCAGUCUUACUCGCAGUUUGAAGACAACAGACAAAAAGACACUCACGAGUUCCUGACCUGCAUGCUUCAUCAGAUAAGUUCCCUCUCACCAAUUCUCGGGGCAAUAGGAGACAGCAUGGGUGUCCCCUAUACCUGCCCUGUUGGAAAUCACAUGGGCUUUGAGAUGCUGAACACCAGGACCUGCAUUCGGUACGAUUGAAAUCCUCUUCAUUUUGACUCAACACACUCAAUCUUGGACAGUAGC